Molecule: messenger RNA, 1281 nt
Organism: Balearica regulorum gibbericeps (East African grey crowned-crane)
Lineage: Eukaryota; Metazoa; Chordata; Aves; Gruiformes; Gruidae
Source: RefSeq, a predicted model, not a curated record
AUGAGGGGACUAAUUUAUUGGUGUACACGUAUUCUUGCAGAAGGCAUGGCGGAAGCUGUCAGCUCGAGCAGGGACUGCCUUCAAGCAGGCGAGUCCUGUACCAACGACCCCAUCUGCAGUGCCAAAUUCAGGACCCUCCGGCAAUGCAUCGCAGGCAACGGAGCCAACAAGCUGGGCCCCGACGCCAAGAACCAGUGCCGGAGCACCGUGACGGCCUUGCUGUCCAGCCAGCUGUAUGGCUGCAAGUGCAAGCGAGGCAUGAAAAAGGAGAAGCACUGCUUGAGCGUCUACUGGAGCAUCCACCACACAUUGAUGGAAGGCAUGAAUGUACUGGAGAGUUCCCCUUAUGAGCCGUUCAUCAGAGGCUUUGAUUACGUCCGGCUGGCAUCCAUCACCGCAGGGUCUGAGAAUGAGGUGACCCAGGUCAACCGGUGCCUGGAUGCCGCCAAAGCCUGCAAUGUGGACGAGAUGUGCCAGCGGCUGCGGACAGAGUACGUCUCCUUCUGCAUCCGUCGCCUGGCCCGGGCCGACACCUGCAACCGCUCCAAGUGCCACAAGGCUCUGCGCAAGUUCUUCGACCGCGUGCCACCGGAGUACACCCACGAGCUGCUCUUCUGCCCCUGUGAUGACACAGCCUGUGCCGAACGCCGGCGGCAGACCAUUGUUCCUGCCUGCUCCUAUGAGUCCAAGGAGAAGCCCAACUGCCUGGCGCCUCUGGACUCCUGCCGGGAGAACUACGUCUGCAGGUCACGCUACGCAGAGUUCCAGUUUAAUUGCCAGCCAUCCCUGCAGGCUGCGAGCGGCUGGCGGGGGCAGAUGCUGGCGUACACAGGGAUCAUAGGCAGCCCCAUCACACCCAACUACAUUGACAACUCAACUUCCAACAUAGCUCCCUGGUGCACGUGCAACGCCAGUGGCAACCGGCAGGAAGAGUGUGAGAGCUUUCUGCAUCUCUUCACCGACAAUAUCUGUCUCCAAAAUGCCAUUCUGGCCUUUGGCAAUGGGACCUACCUGAAUGCAGCUGUGGCCCCAUCUAUCCCUCCCACCACACAGAUGUACAAACAGGAGCAAAAUGCCAACAGAGCCGUGGCAACCCUCAGAGAGAACAUCUUUGAGCAUCUCCAGCCCACCAAGGUGGCCGGAGAGGAGAGGCUCCUGCGAGGCUCCACUCGUCUGUCAUCAGGGACCUCCAGCCCAGCAGCUCCUUCCCGCUGGGCAGCCUCUCCACUGCAGAUGUGGCUUCUCCUUGCUCUUGCUGUGCUGAGCCUCUCCGUGAUGUGA